Fomitopsis serialis is the source of this 389-nucleotide messenger RNA. RefSeq lists its product as uncharacterized. The record is from RefSeq and is a predicted model, not a curated record. The coding region runs from base 149 to 313 and encodes 54 amino acids. Lineage: Eukaryota; Fungi; Basidiomycota; Agaricomycetes; Polyporales; Fomitopsidaceae. The transcript is spliced from 2 exons.
UCCUACAACAAAUUCGGCGUAACGUUGGAAAACGGGCUCACGCAAGGCUCACGCAGGCGACGAACCACAAUGACCGCGUCCUUCACUCGAUUGUCUACCUCCACGUCGCCAUCAUCUCGCAGGCUCCCAUCUUCACCGCACGUUCGCAAUGAUUCUUCCGCCGCGCUGCGUCAUCCAGCUCGUGUCCAGGAUCGUCGCUGAGUACGCCAGUUGGGGUUUCGCUGGUAUCCACGGAAUCUCACUUGGGUGGGUAUUGCCUGGGACUGGGGCAUCAUCUCGUUCGUCCCUCUCGACUGGAUCAGGUUCGCGAUGAAGGCCACCAUCAUCCAGAGGCUUCAUGGCUGCUGCAACACCGCAAUGGUGCAGGCUUCCGCCGCCCAGUUCCUGCG